AUGACGAGCUUUCUUGGGAGUUCCGCUGCGAAAGCCAAGCGCUGGGCCACCAUAGACAAGGCCAAGAAGAAAGCUGCUAACAUACUGUUUGAACAAUACAAAGUGGACAGCCCCAACGGUCUCAAGCAACCGAAAGUCACUGCGAUAACUGAACCAGAAACUUCGACAGAAAAUCCCGGUGCGACUCAUGCCGGUUCUGAUGCUCAACCACAAGAUCCGGGAACUGAUGUAACAACCACAACCAUCCCCGGUAUUCUCAGCACACCCACCGACAACGAGGGCGGUGCCUCGGAGACGACCGAAGUAUCCAACGAGGAGACUGUACCGGAUGAUGCGAAUAAAACAGAUCUCGCCAGCCGAAUCAGCACCGAUCUUCAGUCGGGAGAAUACAGGGAUGCUGCAUCUCAGGCAAGCAAGGAAGUUGAUCAAACGGUCAUUAUCGCUCAGUCUAGUGCCUCUGGGCAAGGUCCUGCCGCUUCUGCCGCCUCAAAUUUCAAUCUUCGUGACGCUCCUGUGAUCGACUUCGGGGAGGUCGCACGCUUCAACCCAGCUUCAAGAGCUUCCGAUCCCAAAGAUGGUAAUUCAGUUCCCGUGGACAGUAAACUGGCCGAAAAGCUUUCCCAUCUGAAAGAUACCUCGAAAUAUCCUCUCAAAACAUUGCUCCGUAUGGGACGGAAAUGGGACACAGUGAUCACGAACGAUUUCCAGAUGACCAUCGAUUCAAACGCAACCUUCUACGAAUAUCGAAUCACAGGCAUACCGGCAUCCGAAUCAUGA
This is a messenger RNA of Alternaria atra, 777 nucleotides long. RefSeq lists its product as uncharacterized. The transcript has a single exon. The record is from RefSeq and is a predicted model, not a curated record. Lineage: Eukaryota; Fungi; Ascomycota; Dothideomycetes; Pleosporales; Pleosporaceae. Bases 1 to 777 code for a protein of 258 amino acids.